This is a messenger RNA of Aspergillus nomiae NRRL 13137, 2106 nucleotides long. RefSeq names its product forkhead box transcription factor. Lineage: Eukaryota; Fungi; Ascomycota; Eurotiomycetes; Eurotiales; Aspergillaceae. The coding region runs from base 1 to 2106 and encodes 701 amino acids. Gene Ontology annotation, biological process: regulation of transcription by RNA polymerase II. The transcript has 2 exons. The record is from RefSeq and is a predicted model, not a curated record. Gene Ontology annotation, molecular function: DNA-binding transcription factor activity, RNA polymerase II-specific; RNA polymerase II cis-regulatory region sequence-specific DNA binding.
AUGGGCUCCACCCGUCAUGCACCAACUGCGCCAGCAGUUGUCAAGUCAUCUUCACCUACUGAGCAAGGAAUUGCCAAGUCUCGUCAUCGACUGGAGCCAUCACCUUUGCCUUUGCCCCUGCAGCCUGUCGAGCAUGCCACAGACACGGGUUAUGCCUUGAACCUGCCACCCGCUGUCACGCACAAACCGUCACCUACGAAGACACGUCGAGGGUCAGGUGUUUCGUUAUCUGGAGGAGGAAAGCUGGGCUUCGUCUCCAUAACGGCCCCUGUCCCACCAUCAUUCCCUACGGAUUCUCCUACAAAGAAAACACCUUCCAAUCCAUACGCGUAUCCCAUUACAUCUACAACGUCGAUGCCGCAGUCGGCCUUGUUCACGACAUUUCCCAGCGUCAACCCCGACAGGCUCUCCUCAAAACAGAGUCAGCCCAUAGACGAGCCACCCAGUGAUAAUUUCGCGGAUUUUCCUGAACCAUCAUUCCACUCUAGGACCCAAUUGAAAAGGACGCUCAUGGACGCGGCUCCAUUGAAGGAGCGACCCGCGAAAAGGCCGAAACGCGAAGACACUAUCUCUAUGCGUUUACCCGAGCCACAUGAAAUGCCCCCUAUAGAAGACGACGGCACGAAACCGCCGUAUAGUUAUGCAACACUAAUUGGGAUGUCUAUUCUACGCGCAUCAAAUAGACGGCUGACCCUUGCACAGAUCUACAGGUGGAUUUCAGACACGUUCUCAUAUUACAAGAACAGUGAUCCUGGUUGGCAGAAUAGCAUCCGGCACAAUCUCAGUUUGAACAAGGCAUUCAUAAAGCAGGAACGGCCUAAGGAUGACCCAGGGAAAGGCAACUACUGGGCCAUUGAACCUGGGAUGGAAGCACAAUUCCUAAAAGACAAACCUCUACGACGUGCUACGAUGUCUAGUAUCCCGCUUCCGGCUGCCCCCCAAAGGGAACUUGCGCACUCACAGAGCUCUGCCACAGCCACAUGGACAGUUCCAUCGUCUACCCAUCCUCCCAUAGUACCGAAGACUUCGAAGAAUGUGGAUUUGUCCUCCGACGCGACGCUACCUGCUUCGGACCCCGCCCUCCAGGAUGACACAGGUGAUGAAGGAGUGAGCAGGCCUACUACACAGACCCUCCCACCACGGUCUUCUCCGCCGCAGACUAUACACUCAUCACCUCCGAUUGUGCCACCUCGUUUCAUCCGCCAGGGAACCCCGCCUACUCCAUCUCAGGGUGUUACGUCAACAGGGGUCGUUUCUCGCUCUAGAAAGCGGAAGUCAGCUGGCAUAAAUGAUAGCGGUUAUUUUUCUUCUUUGGAGUCGUCCGCAAUGCGACCAAACAAAGCCGGACACAUACUCACAUCAGACUUGGAUAUCGAACCUCCUCGUAUCAAGCGUGGCCGAGCAGAGGAAGAGAUCGCUCGGAUUAGAAGUUCUUCUCAUGAUAUCAGUCCAGGUCAUUCUGGUACGCUGAAAGACGCUGGGCUUAUCAAGCCUGCAAAACCCCCACCGUCAGUCUCCCCUAACACCAAUCUUCGAAACCACCGCAAGAAAAUCCAGCAGAUGGUCAAUUCCCCCAUUAAGCAUCUCGGUCUCACAGACGAAGAUCUACCAUGGAGCCCGGCCUUUAACAUUCAGGAUGAAACCUUUACGCCGAAUGAUAAUCUCCACACUACCUUUGACGUAUUUGCGGAUACUGCCACGGAUAACAUUUCAACGCCAGCAUAUGGUUCACCAGGGAAGCGUUCCGCGAAACGUUCAAGGAGUGAUGCGAGUGGCUCAAACGGCGGCGUGCUUGCCGAUAUCACCGCUAUGAGUGUGAACAGUCGCAUCGGCCUGCCUUCGUUUUCGUCUUCAAGCAAAACGAAAGGCCUUCUCUUCCCCGAUUCACCAUCGAAAGUCCCCGAAUCCGGGCGCUUUAUAGAUGCUACCCAUGAUGACUUUUUCUCAUUCCACCUUUUUGAUGAGAGCCCUGGAGAGGUAGAUGGUGUUGACCUUUUGCAAGGGUUUCAGAAAAUCGGCAGCGGAAGCAAAGAAGAACCAUCGAAACCCAGAUCGCAAGUGCCUAGGCCGCAGCUGAAUCAUCGGAGCAAUAUGCCAUUAUUUUGA